This is a messenger RNA of Bactrocera oleae (olive fruit fly), 3251 nucleotides long. NCBI's taxonomy places the organism in Eukaryota, Metazoa, Arthropoda, Insecta, Diptera, Tephritidae. The record is from RefSeq and is a predicted model, not a curated record.
CUUAAAUAAAAAUGACAGCUACUAGAAAACUAAAAUUUUUUUUCAAAUUCUCAAAAUUUUCAUACAUUGACUUGCGCGAUUUUGCGUCAAACAACCCGUUGUAUGCACUAUGUUUCCACUAUUUCUGUUCGAAAAGUAAUCCGCACUGCACUCAUUGCCUCCGGCGCGCUCUUUUUGAAGGAAUAGCCAUUAAUUGUUAUUUUUCUUUAUUUCGUUCAAUAGGUUUUUGUUUUGAGUCACAUUUUAUUGAUUAAAAAGCGAACGUAAGCAACGCAAGAACACUCAUAUGAUUUUCACCAGUGAGCAAGCCCACUGCACCGCGUUCAUUCAGAAGAGUUUAGAGCUAUUGCGCCGACUGUUUACAUAUUUAUACAUGUAUAUGUACAUAUAUAUACAUAUAUAAAUAUUUAUUUUUAUGUAAGUGAAUGCUUGCUAUAUCAGCCGAGUCGACAAAAAUUUUUGCGCUGUGAUUUUCUUUAAGAAAACGUUUUUUUCAUUCGAGUGUAGACAGUGAUAACACCAGUGAUGCUUUUGUUGUAAUUAAAGUGCAAUUUUGUUGUGUUCAAAUUAUUAUAAAAAUCUAAUUUCUAUAUAUCCGAACAAAGUGCUUUGGGUUUAUUCAAUAUUUUCAACAGCUAAUUACAAUUCAAAUAAAUGGAAUCAAAACAUCCGGAAGAUAAGGCGGAGGCAGUGCCCUUAUUAGCGCAAAGCAAUCAAAUAGGAGGCGAACCGGUAAAAGAUGUUAUAAUAUUGACGCAACAGCGAGGAGGAGUGAGGGCGGAAGUAGAUAGUGAGCAGGUGGCCAGCCAAGACAAACAAUGUCCAGAAGUGAAACAGUACUUACAAGAAAAUAAAAUGGAUUUGGAUAUUGGCUUAAAUAGCGGAAAAACGCCAGCCCCAGUGCAACGCUUACAAUCUUUCAACGAAAUGACACAAUAUGGCAACGCAAUGCCGGACCAAACAUUAGACGGUCAAAAAGCGGCAGUCUAUGGCCAAGGACAGGCAGGCGGACAAAUGGAGGCGACAUCACCAUCAACACCAAGUCCAACAACAGCUGACAAUACUAUAGAAAUCGGUGUUGGAGGUGACGGCGGUCCGGAUGCCCCGGGUGCAGAUGGGCAUCAUGAUUACAAAGGUCCCAAAAUCUGGCGUAUUAUCGUUCAACACUGGCCCUUCAUCUCGCAACCGCUGGCUCUGGUGGCCAUCGCCAUCGUUCUAUGGAUGAUCGCUUAUGUUCUGCUGCCCGAUUAUACGCUGCCAAAUACGCCGAUCAUGCGUAUAUUCUUCCUGUUCGUGGGCGCACAAUUGUCUGGUGUGCUGGUGACCUUUCUCCGCCUGCCGGACAUGCUGGGCAUGCUGUUUUUCGGUGUGAUCUACACCAAUGUGGGUUUGGCUGAUUUCACGGGUUACGAUAAAUUUGAAGCAUUUUUGAGAGAGAUGGCGCUAAUAAAUAUUAUGCUCUUAGCCGGCUUGGGCCUUGACGCGAGCGCCUUCAAGAAGCUGUGGCUUAUGAUCUUGCGGCUCACACUCGUGCCAACGAUUGCUGAGGUGACAAUUAUUACAGUGAUCGCUAGAUUUACUUUGGAUAUGCCAUGGUUUUGGGGUAUACUUUUAGGCCUUGUCAUCACCGCAGUCUCUCCGAACGUGGUCGUGACCGUUAUGCUGAAACUGAAGGAGGAACGGCUGGGCUUGAACAGCGGCAUACACACAUUAAUAUACGCCAUGACCAGCUGCAAUGACGUCGUUGCGAUUUUUCUCUUUGGCGUCUUUAUGAGCGUCAUCUUUUCCACGGAUAAAUCGUUGAUAGAGCAAAUACUGCAGGGACCUAUCGGCAUUGGUAUUGGCAUUGUAUUUGGCUAUGUUUAUGGAUUAAUGCUGACCAUUUUGCCCUCAACAAAGACGCAAUACCUAAACGGAUUGCGUUUUGUUUUGACCAUCUUGGGCGGCACCAUAGCGGUGAUGGGCAGUCGAGCCAUCGGUUAUCCCUCAGCUGGGGCGCUUGGCUGCAUGACGAUCGCAUUUUUUGCGGGCAUCGGUUGGAAACGUCAGCAGCGGCAGCUCACGGCGCAGCAACGUCAACGUCAGUUGGAGAAUGAAAAUGCGACGGUGCCGGCGCGUCUUGACCUAUUGUGGAAAUUUCUGAAGCCUGUCUCCUUCUCGCUUAUCGGCAAAGAAAUUAAUUUUGCCGUAUUGGAUGGCCGUGUCGUCGGCUACGGUGCACUGCUGGUGCUGCUCGGAAGUUUGUUCCGUUUGGUCUUCGCCUACCUGUCAACCUAUGGCGGCAAUUUGACGCGCAAGGAACGCGCCUAUAUUACAAUUUCCGGUUUUCCCAAAGCAACUGUCCAAGCUGCGCUGGGUCCGCUUGCUUUGGAUAUGGCCAGAUCAUUAAAAACGGUCGAUGAACAGAGCCUAGCUUUGGCCAACAAUGUGCUUAUCAUUUCGGUGUUAGCCAUCAUUUUCACCGCGCCGCUGGGAGCAGUGCUCAUGUUGAGAUUAGCGCCGCUUUGGUUACAACGCAGCGAAAGCGCUAGUGGCGGCAGUAACAACAACAUCGAUGGUAAUAUAAAUGAAAAUGCGUACAAGAAGAAGCGCCUCAGUGCUGGCAGCAGCCUCGGUGAUACGUUGAAUUACACGCAGAAAGUCGCGCAGAGCCUCAGUGGCGUGUGUGAUAAAACCGGGCAUAAUAGUAGCAAUAGCCUCAGCGCCAUGGCAGCCGUUGAUGAGUCGAGUGCUGUGGGUAAGGAGACGCGCGUGGAUGCCACGGAUGCCACCUCCGUUGUGCGUACUCCGUUGCCGCUGACGAGGGCGGAGACGGAGACGUCAAACCACUUGGUUUGAAUCCAAUUAACAAUGCGGAUAACUUGGCCCGGCCAAGCUACGCAACGGUCUACAUUUGUGUGUGUUAUGUUGACGUUGUGGCCUUAUGGCGUUAUUUUUUAGCGGAGAUUUGAUGUGCGUUUGUGCGUAGGCGGCAUUUAAACACAAAAAUAUAUGCGAAAAAACACUUUGAAAGCGAAAAAACGUUAGCAUCUAAGAUUGUAAUAUUCUUUUUGUCGCAUAUAAUCUUUAGUGGUUUAAUAUUAAUACUUAAAGUGACUUAACAAUUACUUAAUUGUGUAACAAAAGUAAGUGAUUUUUUAGAUUGGCGUGACUUCUGAUGUUUUACUUAAUUUUUUCUUUCGGAUUUUUCAUACAAAUAUUCAAUGGAAAACUAAAAAUUGUAAAUAAAGCAAAUAUUUUUUAUAAACUUA